UUUUAUGUGUGCAUUUGCACUGUAUUGUGCACUAUGCAUUAGAGAAUCAAAUUUAAAAUGUUUUAAAAUGUGAAUAGUUUCACGUGCUUUACAAUAAUUAGUUAAAAAAAUAUAUUUUUCAUCAAGUAUCAUAGAGAACUUCAGCCAGAUGAUUAUCAUGGACCACUUCACCUGGGAUUAUCAAGACCUGUCUAGGCUGUGGAGGUUUUGUCUGCUUGUAACUCUUUUGUGUUCAGAAGUUUUGUCACAACAAAGAUUCCUGGUAGAGCCACAAGACACGAGCGCCAUCGAGGGCUCCACCACCGUGUUGUACUGCAAGGUUGCGAGUCGGAUCGGACCCCUCCAGUGGACGAGAGACUCGUUUGCGCUCGGGAUGGAGAGAAACCUGCCGGGCUUCGACAGAUAUUCCAUGAUUGGCAGCGAGUGGGAGGCAGGGGCCGAAACAAUAGGAGAGUUCAACCUGCAGAUCCGUAAUGUUCAGCUGGAGGAUGAUGCAAUCUAUGACUGUCAGAUGGGGGCGGUGGAGGGCGUGCCAGGGAUGCGCAGUCGCAAGGCAAAACUCAUGGUGCUAAUUCCUCCCGACGAGCCUGUGAUCGAAGGUCAACCAAUAAUCUCUGUGAUUCUCGGACGCCCGACCAACAUUACGUGCCGCGCUAACAACAGCCGCCCGGGCGCCGACAUCACGUGGCACAUCAGCAACCGGAGACUCACGGACCGGAUCUACUCGCGGAGUGUGCCGCAGUCAGUCGGAAAGCUGGUCGAUUCGGUCGGGAUUCUCACGAUAAAUGCGACGAAGUCCGACAGCGGGAAACAGCUGGAGUGUCGUGCUCAGAACGAGGCUCUCAACGAGCCGCGGACAGUGACGGCGACGAUUAACGUGCAGUACCCUCCAGAAAUCCAGAUGUCUAUUAAUGUCUCCGACAUUAGAGAGUUCAGUUUUGUCCAGUUUUCCUGUCACGGGUUGGCCAAUCCAGCCUUUAUCAGAUGGAGAUGGUUCCGUAAUGACAUACAGAUGGCUGGUGAAACGCGGAACAGACUGACGAUUCGGGCAAUAACACGGGAAUGGCACGAGGAUAAGAUUGCCUGCGAGGGAUUCAAUGCUGUUGGCAAGACGAGAAAACAGUUCACGCUGAAUGUCGAAUUUGGGCCACGGUUCACGAAGCCGGUCGAACACCAGGCUGUGGAUGUCGGUCAGACCGCGGUGCUGAGGUGUGAGGCGGAGGGGAACCCCCCUCCACACAUCAUCUGGACCAAAAAGGGAUCACAUCAUAUACAGGGAAGCUCUCCUGAACUGAAGAUAAUGAAAGUGCAGGAAGGCUCAUUUGGCAUUUACGUGUGUACGGCGAACGUGAUGGGUUUCAAUGAAAUAAGUCGUGAAGUCUACUUACUAGAGAAUGGAAAACCCAAAAUAAUGAGCGACGCUAAACAGUACGCCUCUAGGGGAGAGAAGGCGAAACUGGAAUGCAGUGCCGUGUCGGUGCCGAAACCGUUUGAAAUCAGGUGGUCGAAGGCCGGAAUCGCCAUUGACUACCCGAGUUCGGGGAAGUUUUCUAAACACGAGGAAAGCUUGCCAUAUGGACAGAAGAGUAUUUUACAGAUUCUCGAUACGGGGGGAGAGGAUUUUGGCGACUACAACUGCACAGUGAAAAACAUCUAUGGAGAGGACAUGGCAGUGAUAUCAUUAAUAGAAAAAGUGGUUCCGCCAUUACCGUACAUCAUAGGGGGCGCUGUUGGCGGAGUGGCCGUGUUAUUUAUUAUCAUCCUGGCGUGCGUCCUAUAUCACCGCUACAAGAACGCCGAGUCGGGAAGUGUGUUAGGACAUAAAUACACGCCUACCAUUACUAUUUGUGAGUCCUGUGAUGAGUCGAGGGAUCCCAACACUUUAAAAAGCUCGUACACCGAUACGGACAGCAGCUCUGACAAAAAGCGGGAGAAAUCUGACUCCCCGUCGACACUGAUGGACCAAUGGAGACAAGACUACAACAAAGACUUCUACAGAUAUUCAGCAGAUUACGAUGAAGUCAAUUUAGGCUUCCCAAAAGAAGGGAAAGCCAACAAUAACGCGUACGGUGUGAUAGAGCCAUACCCGUUAGAGGUGGGGUACAGAGACGACGGGUCGGUGUUUGCUGGGGAAUACCAACACAGGACUGACGAAGUGGGAUCAAUAGAAAGGUUUGAGCCAACGUAUAACGGACAAUAUCCACUGACGAGUUUUAAAACUGGCGAAUAUUCAGAUUCUAUGUCGCGACUGCCACCCCCAGACUUUAGUAGCAAACUCGCAACAAACGUUUAGAAAUCAUAAAAGAUGUUGUGACUUGUGUUACCAUGGUGAUAUUUUUCUACAAAAUGUGCAUUAUUUUAAGCCUGAAGUCUGUUAUAAGAUAAACAUGACUGGAGACCACCAAUAUAAGACAUUGUGGUUGCUGUAUUCAUUGUAUUGGCCUUACAUUUAUUAAUAAUAAAAGGAUAUUACAGGCUAAACUGAGAACGACCAUCUUACCAUGAGCUUUACAAAACAGACAUCACAGGAUGAGCUGAAAAAGUCAUCACAGCAUGAGCUUAACAAAAAGUCAUCACAGCAUGAGCUCAACAAAAAGGACAUCACUGGAUGAGCUGAAAAAGUCAUCACAGCAUGAGCUUAACAAAAUGUCAUCACAACAAUAGCUUGACCAAAAAACACUUAAAAAGAUGAACUUGAAAAAGUCAUUACUGGAUGAGUUGCCAAAAAUCAUCCAGAAUGAGGUGAAAAAGUUGUUAAAGGAUGAGUUAAUAAAGGUCAUCAUAGAAUGACCUAAAAAGGUCAUUACAAGAUGAGUAACAAAGUCCUUACAGGACAAACUUGAUAAAACUGUAUGAGCAUGAUGCACUAGAAGUGAUGACAAAAUGAGCCUUACAAAAGGCACUAAAGGAUGAGUCUUUUAAAAGUCAUUAAAGGAUGAGUCUUUAAGGGCCAAACUGAAAAAUGUAUGUGCAUGUGGACGAUUUACAAGAAGUGACAAAAUGAGCCUUACAAGACACAUUAAUGGAUGAGUGUUAUAGAAGUCAUUAAAGAAUAGUCCUUACAAAGAUCAUCACAGGAUGAACCUUAUAAAAGUCAUUAUUAUAAGCGCUGAACUAAAGAUUGUAUGAACUUGAGGUGCUAGAAGUCAUGACAAAAUAUGUCUUAUGAAAGGCCUUACAGGAUGAGUGUUAUAAACAUCAUCAAAGAAUAGUCCUCACAAAGAUCAUCACAGGAUGAACCUUAUAAAAGUCAUGAUUAUAAGCACUGAACUAAAGAUUGUAUGAACUUGAGGUGCUAGAAGUCAUGACAAAAUAAGCCUUGCAAAAGGCGUUAAGGAUAAGGCUUGUAAACGCCAUUGAAGGAAGAUCCUUGCAGAGGUCAUUACAUAGGAUGGAUCUUGCGAAAAUCUCUGAAAGAUUAGCCUUACAAGUGAUUACACGAUAAGCCUUUCAAGUGAUUACAGGAUGAACUUAAAAGUAAUCGCAGGAUGAUUAAAGUUGGUUUACAUGUCAUUACCUUACAUAACAUCUCUGCAUUUUCCAUGUGUGAUGAAUUCAGAAUUGAACCAGAUGGAGUUUAGUCAAACAUUAAAAAAUAUUUCAUCAAGUACUUAAUUGAAAAAUGAUUUCAUGUCUGUGAGGUCAGCUGAAAAAAACAAACAGUUACCAGAUAAUGAACAAAAUCCUUUGAGUAUGACAUUAGCAUAUUAUUAUGUCUUGCUGACUUCCAUGUGUGUUUUAGUCAACUUAAAGAAUAAAAACAAAAUCAUCCACUAUAGGACAACACAAACAUCAUCACAGAAUGUAAAACAAAGAGGACAACACAUGAUUCAGCAAAAGAAAAAAAUCCACCACAGGCUACACUGUAGCUGUAUGGUAACAUAUAUGGUGGAUUUCUGCAUGUUCCAUGUGCGAAUCCAUUUGUAAUCCAGUGUAGCUGUUGUAUGCAGGUAACAUGCAUGGUGGAUCUCUGCAUGUUCCAUGUGAGAAUCCAUUUGUAUUCCAGUGAUUGUAAAUCAUGAAAAUCUAUUUGAAUCCAGUUUUAUUAAAAAUUUAAAAAAUAAUGUGCUACCAGUUAUGUUUUCAAGUUAUGACCCACACAAAAAAUGUUUUACCGACUUUUGUGACGUCACUACAAUGUGGAUGGAUUAUUGACAGAAAAUCGGAUUUCUAUGCAGUUGUUGUUCUUGUGGAGAAAUAAAAUAAUGAAGACCAUUUCCCUCUCUUUUGGAUAUAUUUCCUGGAGAACUCUAAGAUUGUGCCCACAACAGAUGUGCUUGGGACUUCAGUUGAUAUAAGCAGGUGUCAAGUACUGAAGACUUUGUUGAAAGGCCAUGGAAUUGAGGUGUUAAACAAGAUUUCUCUACACAUUAGUCAGAAGUAUUUAUUUAAAAGAAAAUACAUGUACAAAAAUAUGGAAGUCUGUGUAUGUGACAUCUCCACAGUAUGUAUGGAUUAUGUCCCUUUGUAUGGAAGUCUUUUUUUUUUGUCUUUUUUUUUAAAUUGUGGAUGCCAAACAUCUAUAAAGAAAAAGAAGACUGUUAAAAAAAAACCCAGAAGGAAAUUUAAGAAGUCUGUGUACAUGGCACAUCCCAAAUAUGUAUGUGUAUAUGGCAUGUAAGGGUCAUGUCCCUUUGUGUGGAAGUCUUUUGGUUGUGGAAACUAGACAUCUGUUGAGAAAAAGAAGAC
Molecule: messenger RNA, 4689 nt
Organism: Gigantopelta aegis
Lineage: Eukaryota; Metazoa; Mollusca; Gastropoda; Neomphalida; Peltospiridae
Product: irregular chiasm C-roughest protein-like
Exons: 15
Coding region: 149-2293 (714 amino acids)
Biological process (GO): cell-cell adhesion
Cellular component (GO): cell-cell junction
Molecular function (GO): cell adhesion molecule binding
Source: RefSeq, a predicted model, not a curated record